Prunus persica (peach) is the source of this 976-nucleotide messenger RNA. Its product is annotated as protein translation factor SUI1 homolog. Bases 389 to 730 code for a protein of 113 amino acids. Gene Ontology annotation, molecular function: RNA binding; translation initiation factor activity. Gene Ontology annotation, biological process: translational initiation. NCBI's taxonomy places the organism in Eukaryota, Viridiplantae, Streptophyta, Magnoliopsida, Rosales, Rosaceae. The transcript has 5 exons. The record is from RefSeq and is a predicted model, not a curated record.
GCAGGCAAUAUGCAGCUUAGGCAGAAUCAGAUCCUCAAGGGCAAUGCCACGUGAAGGUAAAUCACAACCGUCCGUUCCUACACACGCUUCUCCCAACCGUCCAAUCCUGAACCCCACAAAAGAACAAGCCAAACAAAGGCGUACGGCAGCAGGAAGCUCUUCGUUAACGCGAUAAAUAAGAAAGAAUAAAGUAAAAUCCGAGUUUGUGUGGUUAGCACGACUUUUUCUUAUCCUAUAUAUAGAGCUCCUACCAAUCUCUCUCUUUACCUCAUCUCUGUUUCCAAAUCGCCUGCUUGGAUUUACCGUCUCUUCGUGCAGAUUUAAUAUUAAUAUUUUAAGAAAACCCUUUGUUGGUUACCUGAUCUUCUUCCUCCAACAGUCAAGUUUCAUGUCUGAAUUCGACACCCAGGUCCCAUCUGCUUUUGAUCCCUUUGCUGAUGCAAAUGCUGAGGACUCAGGUGCUGGGACAAAAGAGUAUGUGCAUGUGCGUGUGCAGCAGCGUAACGGGAGGAAAAGCCUGACUACUGUGCAAGGAUUGAAGAAGGAAUACAGCUACAAUAAGAUACUAAAGGACCUCAAGAAAGAGUUCUGUUGUAAUGGUACAGUGGUCGAGGAUCCUGAGUUAGGCCAGGUCAUACAACUUCAGGGGGACCAGAGAAAGAAUGUUUCCUCCUUCCUUGUGCAGGCUGGCAUUGUUAAGAAGGAAGACAUCAAGCUUCAUGGUUUUUGAAUAGCAGCGGCCCCGUUACUCAAAACGAGUAAUAUAUCAUCUGAAAUUGAGUGUUGCUACAAUCUGUUCUGUUACAUGUACCUUGUAAAGGUCUGAUACAAUAGUACUGUUUUUCUUCAAGUUCUGCUGCUUGCUGUGUUAUGUGGCAGGAUACUUCGAAUACCGUUACUCAUAAUAAUAUAGUUCUGAUUUCUAUAAGUACCGUGGAAAUGACCAGCAGGUCUGCUUGUUGAUUUAUGCUUUCUA